GCCCAUCCGUGAUGAAUAAUUCAUGACUUUACAGUCGGUCUGGGCAGAGGUUUAUGUGCCAGUGUGUGGUGCUGCGUGUUCGAGUUUUAUUAAUGGACCAUUUAUGGACCACAUUAACGCACACAGACCAAACGUUUUCAAGCCACUGGAGUAGAAAGAUCUGGAGGACUGAUUGUAAAUCGAAGUAGGUUUUGUGCAGAUGACAGUGUAGCCUUUCUGUGUCCGGAGCUGAAAACGACGAGGAAGAGCAUAAAUACAGUAAAGAAAGACUGGUGCAGCAAGGACGAUUAGGAAGUAAAAAUAACACAGGAAAGUUUAUUGCCAAUGCAUGAUGCAUGGAGAGAGGGGGUGGAUGAGUUAGUCUGAGCCCACUGCACACAUUGUCCUCAGUGUGAAGAGACGGAUCUCGACAUCAUAUAGCGGCUGUUGGAAAGGGGUCAAAUAUGCAGAAGAUGUUGGAAAAGCAAAGAAUGUGCAGGACUUGGAGGAUUUUUAUGAAGAAAAGUGGGCAGUUUAACUGCUCAGGACAAACAAGGGACUUAUGAAGAACUCUCACAAAACAUAAACACAGUUGCUGAUCCUCCAGAUUCUGUAAGGCGUAUGUACACUUAUGACCUCAACUAUUGCCUCGCGGGUUCCUCAGCUCACGGACACCUUGUUUGACACCUCACAACGCUUGAAGGCCCUUCACUGACAGCCACAACAGUCCUUUGCUCUCCCACUCCAUCUCUCUGAAAACCCCGUUACUGUAUGUAAAUGUUGUUUUUGCUCCUUUCCGCAGCCACUAAUCACAUUGUUGUGCUCUAAGCUCUAAUGGCUUCUAAGAGGAGCGCAAAUUUGUUUUAAACAUGCAGUUGCUUGGUUUGGCGUUCACCAAGGCGUAGAAAGUGUUGACAGCAGAGGAGCGGGGUUAAUAAUCAUACCUCCAGUGUCUUCACUGAUGAGCCAAUUAAAGAGGAAAAGAAAGUUUUAGGAAGGAAAAAAAUACAGAUAGCAUUAUGAAAGGACACAAGUGGCUGUAAUUGGACUGGGGCACUAGCUAGAGCAGCUCGUGCACCCCUGUGAAGAAUUUCUUUCUCCUGAAAUGCUUUGAGAAAGAGAAAAAAGGCAUCAAUCUGAAGUGUGUGUGUGUGUGUAUGAGAGAGAAAUUUUUCAGAGCUCUGGAAAAAUGAAUAAGAGAGAAAAUGUGGCAUUUGAAAGAAAUUGGAUUUCUUUAAAUCAAGGCUGAUUUGAUAUAACUACUCCAAUGUAAUGCAAUGUCAAAUGAAUGACUAAGGACAGGAUGAAUUUUGUCACUGUUAUAUAAAUAAACUGAACUAUUGAAAUAAUGGUUUUUAGAAAAUGUGUUUCAUAUGUCAUUAUUUUAUUAAUGUGUUUAUGUAAUGUGUUUCAUAUUUAAUUAUUUUUUUCAUUAUUUAUCAGAGACCGAUUUAGCUAGCUAGCGCAAGCUUCAAGAUAUUGUCAUGUAAUCUUCGUGAUAUGGAGGAUUAGUAAGUAACUAUAUGAUGUAUGUAUGAAACUCAUGCUCUAUGAGUUUUAUCUGAAUUUAUUAGUGAACUAUUUAUUAGUAUAACCACUGAUUAUCAAAAGCAUGACACUUUUGGUCACAAACAUGAGGAUAUCCAUUCAUUUAUUCAUUUUCAGUAACCGUGUUAUCCUGGUCUGGGUUGCGGUAGAUAUGGAGGCUACCUCAUGAACACUGGCCUUGAGAUAUUUUACUAAAUUCUACCAACCACUGGCGUCAUGUUUAGGAACAGCCUGAAGAUGCUGUUGGGGGGAAAAGCCAGCCGGAAGAGUCGUAACAGCAGUGAUGGAGGGAGUGAGGAGGUCGGCGACCUUCGGAGUGCCAGCUUAGACCCUCAUCACGGUUUCGCCGGCCAAGGUAGCAGUAUAGACAGUGAGUGUGCAUUUGAGGGAGACUACGACGUGCCUCCUCUUUCCAUGGCUGAGGGUCUGCAGCAUAUGCGGAUCAUGGAGGGGGUGUCUCGCUCCCUCCCUUCCUCUCCUCUUCUCGCUCAUCAGACAGUCAACGUGCAUUUACAACCAGUGAAGAAGUUCAGCACAGGUUCAGCCACAGCCCCUCUACGGAAGCUUAAGUUUGUGGAGAGCCCUCGCAUACCUGAGUCUGACCUUGGCUCCCCUACACACACCGCUUCCGCUGCACAGAAUCCCAACCUGGACACACAGUCACCUGGGGAAGUAGGUGAGGAGCUUGGCCCCCCUCCUUCAGUGGAUGAGGCUGCCAACACGUUGAUGACUCGCCUUGGCUUCCUGCUCGGAGACAAAAUGACCGAGGGCCCUCCGGAGCUGCACUACAGCAUGGAUGAGGCUGAGGACGCGCAGGGUGUUGGGGUGAGCGCCAGGAUGAGUCCAUGCUCCACUCUGACCAGCAGCACAGCAUCUCCUCCAGCCUGCAGUCCCUGCUCCACUCUCCCUGCUGGAGCUCCAGGACAGGCCGUGAACAGCCCCAGCUCCACGCUGGAAAGCAGAGACAGUGGCAUCAUCGCCACCCUGACGAGUUACUCAGAGCCUGCAGAUCGCAGUGCCAAGCAUGGCGAGGGCACUCGCGCCAGCAGUCUCAAACUUUGGCACUCACAGCGUGCCACGCUCGACUCUGGCCUCUACCGCCUUGACGAAAACAUGGCUGCCUCCACCCACAGCCUCAACAAGAUUCCUGAGCCCAGCUCCACCCACCACUAUUCUCACCCCACCCCCCUGUACCUCAUGCCUCGCCCUAACUCUGUGGCAGCCACCAGUUCGGCUCACCUGGAGGACUUGGCCUAUCUGGAUGAACAGAGACAUGCUCCACUCCGGACUUCACUGCGCAUGGCGCGCCAAAGCAACAUGGCCGUCGGACGAUCUGGCCAGGAUCUGAGAGUGCGCUUCGCUCCAUACAGGCUCCAGGACAUAGCGCUGAAGCCGCUGCUCUUCGAGGUUCCCAGCAUCACGGUGGACUCUGUGUUUACGGGCCGUGAGUGGCUUUUCCAAGAAAUUGAUGCUCAGUUGAGCAGCACCAACCGUGCUACCAACCGGGGCGUGGUGCUGGUGGGAAACAUUGGUUUUGGCAAGACGGCCAUAAUCUCCCGCCUGGUGGCUCUCAGCUGCCAUGGCAACCGCAUGAGGCAGAUCGCCUCCGACAGCCCGCAGGCUUCACCCAAACAUGGAGAUGGCGUCCCUCUUACACAGCCUCAGCCCUCUCAUGGAACACUGGGAGGUGGCAGCUGCCCGGGAACUCCGGAGAUGAGGAGGAGACAGGAGGAAGCUAUGAGGAGGCUUGCAUCUCAGGUGGUGGCAUAUCACUACUGUCAGGCUGACAAUGCCUACACUUGCCUGGUGCCGGAGUUCGUGCACAACGUGGCAGCGCUGCUGUGCCGCUCACCACAGCUUAACACCUACAGAGAGCUGCUACUGAGGGAGCCACACAUUCAGAGCACGCUCAGUCUGCGUUCCUGCGUCCAAGAUCCACUCAGCGCUUUCACACGAGGAGUCCUCGAGCCCCUGGACACACUUUAUAAAGAGAGGAAGAUGACAGUCGAUGAAGAUUUCAUCAUUCUUAUAGACGGUCUUAAUGAAGCAGAGUUCCACAAGCCUGAUUACGGCGACACCAUUGUUUCUUUCCUUUGUAAGACCAUUGACAGGUUCCCAGCCUGGCUCAAGCUAGUGGUGACUGUUCGAACCUCACUGCAGGACAUCACAAAACCGCUGCCAUUCCACCGUAUCUCUCUGGAUGCCCUGGAGGAGAACGAUGCUAUCGACCGUGAUCUGCAGGCCUACGUGCUGCAGCGUGUUCAUGGCAGUGCAGAAAUCCAGAGCAACAUCUCGCUGAAUGGUAAGAUGGACGGUGCCGGCUUUGCCAAACUCAGCUCACACCUGAAAGCCCUCAGUCGUGGCUCAUUCCUCUACCUGAAGCUGACCUUUGACCUGAUCGAGCGUGGCUACCUGGUGUUGAAGAGCUCCGGCUACAAGGUGGUGCCUGUGAGCCUGGCUGAAGUUUACCUGCUGCAGCUGAAUAUGCGCUUUCCUACACAGUCAUCAUUUGAGCGAGCACUGCCCUUGCUCAACGUGGCGCUGGCGUCGCUGCACCCACUCACCGAUGAACAGCUCUACCAGUCGGUCAACGCCGGCACCCUCAGGGCCACGCUCGACUGGGAUGAUUUCCGGCAGAGGAUGGAGCAGUUGGGUGUCUUCCUGGUGAAGAGGCGUGACAAUACACGAAUGUUCGUGCACCCAUCUUUCCGCGAGUGGCUUAUCUGGAGGGAGGAAGGGGAGAAGACCAAAUUCCUUUGUGAUCCCAGGAAUGGGCACACACUGCUGGCAUUCUGGUUCUCCAGACAGACAAACAAACUCAACAGACAGCAGACUAUUGAACUAGGACAUCAUAUACUCAAAGCACAUAUAUUUAAGGGCCUGAGUAAGAAGGUGGGGGUCUCUUCGUCCAUUUUGCAGGGGCUGUGGGUGUCUUACAGCACUGAGAGUUUAUCCACUGCUUUAUCUUCCCUGAGAAACCUGUACACCCCUAACAUUAAGGUGUCCCGUCUGCUGAUGAUGGGAGGGGCAAACGUUAAUUACCGGACAGAGGUGUUGAACAACGCACCAGUGCUGUGUGUGCACGCUCACUUGGGCUACAUGGACAUGGUGAACCUACUGCUGGAGUUUGGGGCAAACAUGGACUCAGCAUCUGAGAGCGGCAUGACAGCACUGGGCUACGCUGCCACUGCGGGACACCUGAGCAUCGUCACUACCCUCUGCAAGAGAAGGGCUAAGCUUGACCAUCUGGACAGGAACGGGCAGUGCGCUCUGGUACAUGCAGCUCUACGGGGCCACAUGGAGGUGGUGAAGUUCCUGCUGCAUAGUGACUGGGGAGGUGAGGGGGCAAGUACCGCACAGCUCCAGACUCCCUCCCCCACCAAAUCAAGUGACUCCCCACAACUGUCCAGCCCAGAGCAACCGGAGAAAGAGCAGGAGCAGGAAGGAGAGGAGACUCCACAGGAGAAGGAAAGAGAGACAGAGCUCCCUGCUGAGCAGCAGGAGACCAAGGAGGAGUCGGAGAAAAACCGCCAGGAAGCUCAGCCUCAGCAGCAGCAUGAAGCCUUCAGGAAGAGUCACGCAAUACAGCAGGCUCUGGUAGCAGCAGCUAGUAUGGGACAUAUGGAGAUUCUAUCAUACCUGCUGGAUCUUCCUGAGAAUGAAAAAGAGGCUACAGAGUAUGCUCAGAUGAACAACUAUGACACUUUGUGGGGGGAAACAGCACUGACUGCAGCAGCCGGGCGGGGAAAGCUAGACGUUUGCCGGAUGCUGCUGGAGCAGGGCUCUCUAGUGGCUCAGCCGAACCGCAGAGGGGUCGUGCCUCUGUUUAGCUCUGUAAGCCAAGGACACUGGCAGAUUGUGGACUUGUUGCUGACUCAUGGAGCAGAUAUAAACAUGGUAGAUAAACAGGGACGAACUCCUCUGAUGAUGGCCGCUUCCGAGGGCCACAUAGAAACAGUGGAGUACCUGCUGGCUCAAGGUGCGUCCAUGCCCAUAACAGAUAAAGAAGGUCUUACUGCACUAAGCUGGGCGUGUCUAAAGGGUCAUUUGCCUGUGGUUCGCUGUCUGGUGGAAAGAGGUGCAGCCACUGAUCAUGCAGAUAAGAACGGGCGCACACCUCUUGACCUGGCUGCCUUUUAUGGAGACGCAGAUGUUGUGCAGUUUCUUGUUGAUCAGGGUGCUUUGAUUGAGCACGUGGACUAUAGUGGGAUGCGUCCACUGGACCGGGCUGUGGGAUGCCGCAACACAUCAGUGGUGAUGGCUCUCCUCAAGAAAGGAGCUAAGAUCGGUCCAGCUACAUGGGCAAUGGCAACCUCAAAACCAGACAUCAUGAUGAUCCUGCUGAGAAAACUUAUCGAAGAAGGGGAUGGCUUCUACAAGAAAGGCAAAGUGAAGGAGGCAGCACAACGUUAUCAAUACGCUUUAAAGAAGUUUCCUCGUGAAGGCUUCAGUGAAGAUCUGAAGGCCUUCCGAGAGCUCAAAGUCUCUCUGUUUCUCAAUUUGUCUCGCUGCCGCAGGAAAAUGAACGACUUUGGAAUGGCAGAAGAGUUUGCUACCAAAGCUCUAGAGCUGAAACCCAAAUCCUAUGAAGCAUACUAUGCUAGAGCCCGAGCUAAACGCAGCAGCAGGCAAUUUUCUGAGGCUCUAGAGGACCUCAGGGAAGCCAUAAAGCUGUGCCCCAACAAUCGUGAGAUUGUGCGCCUCUUGCAGCGUGUGGAGGAAGAAUGCAGGCGAGUAACCCAGUCAGAGGAGCCUGAGCUUGAGCCCCCACCAUCCCCACCCCCAUCCCCUUUGCCUGUGGAGGAAGAAGAGGAGCCACCUCAUCAUACUCCACCCCCAGAACCACGACUGGAUGACAUGGAACCUGUGCAAGAUCUUUUCGAGGAUGAUGACUUUCUGGAACAGGAGCUGGAGGGCAUGUCCAUUGGCCUUCCUCCUGAACGCAUCAAUACAUCUGGCCUCCAAAUUAUCCACAGCCCACCUCUCUCUCCUGUCCCUCUAUCAGGAGGCCAAACCUUUGAGUUCCACCCAAGCCCCUCUUCACUGUCAUCUCCAACUCGCCAAAGCUACCAAUCGACCUCACCUUGUGUAUCUCCCACACACCAGAAUUCCCAUUACCGACACAGUCCUCCACACACUUCUCCUGCCCAUCAAGCUUCCUACCGCUUCAGCCCUCCACCUAUGGGUAGUGGAGGUCAGGGGAUGGAUUACCAGAGUCCCCCACCUUCCCCUCUUCGUCGCACAGCACCGUACAGAGCCAGCCCCCCCUUGGAAAGCGUGUGUCUCUACCGUUCCCAAUCAGGAUCUCCAGUCCGAUACCAGCAGGAGCCUUUGCCCAGUCGCCCCAAAUCGCCUCUAUCUAAGAUGAGCAGUCAGCGCUCCUUUCAGCUUCAGUCGCAGCAAUCCCAGUGCUCCCAGUCCUCCCAACACCACCAGGCCCAAGGCCUCCGACUGCAGCCUUCCGUGGCCCAGAUUGUACGCACCAACCAGCCAGGGAGUGGCAUCUAUGGCCAAUUGGCCCACCCACUCAGCAGGUACCAGGGCAGCUCAAUGGACAUAGACCGGGAAAGAGAGCGGGAAGCACGGCUGGUGUACCAGCCCUCCCUGGAUGGAAGGUCCAUGUCUCAGGUACAGUCCAGUCUGAGUGUGGGUGCUCUAUGCCAGCAUGGAGGGCGAAGUGGGCCUGGCGGAGUACUCGAAUCUGGAGUGGGGAAAGAUGAAGUGCCUCAGCGUCCUGCCUCAGCCUACCGCUCUGCAACCGGAGGUCCAGGAGGAAUGCGCUUCAGCCAGACACCUCAAAUCAGCCGCAGCCAGUCUGCAGCGUACUACCCUGUCUCUAAGCAUGAGCUGGAGAGAGCUGCAGCAGCAUCCUCCAUGUCCCCAUGCCAGCUAGGCUCACCUGAGAUCCCACAUCUGGUGCGUCGGCCCAUCAGUGCAAACACGGGCGAUCUGAAACCACACAUGUCCACCCCUAGACCCCUAAUCCACUCUCAGAGUGUGGGUCUGCGCUUCUCCCCCUCCAGCAGCAAUAUCUCCUCAGGCUCUGGUCCUAAUCUAGCCUCUGGAUUUAGGCCUUCCUCCUCCAUGGCCCAGAUGGAGAUCCCCCUACAGGUGGCAUAUGAACGCAGCUUUGAUGAGCCAUCCUCACUCUCGCCCUCACAAAGUGGCCUGUACCCCAGUGAGCCAGCCCGCUCCCGGACAACGCCCUUCAUGGGCGUCAUUGACAAGACAGCACGGACUCAGCAGCAGUACUUGCACCAGCCUUCUCGUGCAUGGCCAGUCACAUCUCUGGACAAUGUCAUCACCAGCCCUACAUCACCGGGGAAUCUGAUUCACCAGGCAUCUACAGCCUCUUCCUAUAGCCCGCCCACCUCAUUAGGUAACAUUGCCUACUACAACAAGACCAACAAUGCCCAAAAUGGGCACAUGCUGGAGGAUGAGUACUAUAGCCAGCCACAGCCCUCAUCCCUGGGCAAGCUGGCAAAUGGAGGAGCCCGUGACAGGGACCUCCUGGAGCGGGUCAGUCAGGUGCCCACAUACCAGGAUGUGAAGGUGGCACGGACAAUGCCCGUGGCACAGGCAUACCAGGAAAGCAUGUACCGCCAGCUCUCUCGUGAUGCCAGGCAAGGCCCCACCUCACCCAUUAAACCAAAGAGACCCUUUGUGGAAUCAAAUGUGUAACAAGGCCAGUAGAGUGUAACGGAUGUGUGAUAAGGAGUGAGUGUGUGAUUAAAUGUGGUGGUGGUCCAGUGUAUUAAAAUAACUUAAGAAAUUAUGUCAUUUUUUUGAAACUCUACUAACCCAGGGAGGGUAAUGUUGAUAUAUUGCAACUUCAUGAAAGAAAUUGCUAAUGCCUUGAUCUGUGCCUGCUUCUGGUAUACUUGAGGCAUAAGCUUUAGCCCUAGAGCAAAAGACUUGAGACACUUGGACUUAAAAUUCCAUGAAUAUGAUACCACUGAAUGUUCUUUACGGCUCUGCACAUUAUGUGAAAGCACAUUUCUGAACCUUCCCUGAAUUGAAGCAACAAACAUGCACACACACACACACACAGCUUGAGGAACAGUGUGUGUCUUGCAGUUAUUAUCCCACAAGUGUGAGUGAGCAUCGUGAACAAGAAUGUGUGAGUCACGGACUGUUCGUGCAUUUAAAAGCUUAAAUCAUUUCCUCUCUUCAGUAGGCAAUUCCAAACAGGACUGCUAGGCCUUCCAGAGUAUAUAAUGUUGGAUUAUUCAAUGCUGUUUAAUAAAAAAGCUGUAGUUACAGAAGGAACACAAAGGAAUAUUUAUACCUGAGUUCGAUAAUGUACAAAUCAAAGCAUAAACCUAGUUUCUGUGUUUGUUUUAUUUUAAGUUAUCUUUAUUUUUGUAUCUUUUAUGGCAGGAGAAAUGGUACAUAAUAUUUUCGAAAAUGCAGAUUCAGAGUUUAUGGAUUUAGAGAGGGGAAUGUACAAACUUUCAGAACACUGUUUUUCAAAAGCGUUAUAUCAAGAGUUAUAUCCUCAUUUUUACAAUAACAUUUAUUAUGAAAUGAGAAAUGACUAUCUAUAAAUGACCUGGAUAGAGAAUACAUUAUAGUUGUAAUGCAGAAUGACUCAGUAGUGACCCAUGGGGUCAUUUUGUUUUAAGAGCAAUCACUGAAAAGGCUGAAGAACAGUCUUAUUUUGUUUUUAAUGAACUGAAGCAUUGAUGUAAAUUGGAUCUUCCAGUCCUCAAAGUUUGUACAUGCUCUGCUCCAUAUAUAAAAUGAUAUUUCAGGGGUGUUGAAUAAUUGAAGGUAGUUCCUUUUUUAUUUCGAAACCAUUUUAACAGUUAGAGUAUUGUUUGAAAAUAUGAAAAGCAUUAGUAUAUUUAGCUAUAGUAUAUUUGUUUUAACCUUUCAGUGACAAUAUUAGUUGUUGUUUUUUUUAUUAUUAUUUAUUUUUUUUGCUGCACUGUAUGCCCAUGAAAGCUCUGAAGAAAAAAUAGCACUUUAUUAAUUUCAUUCUGAUAAUGGAAAAUCAUACAGUAGGCAUGGGGAGUUGCUCAUUCAGAUUUAAAAAUGACUAACAAACAGAGUGAACACUGGAAUAUUAUUUGUGAAUUAAUUGUCCUACUAGAAAAUCAAAAUAGCAGUCUUUGUUAUUGGUGCAAUCUUGUUUUCUUUUACAAAGCUAAAGAAUAAGCAGUAAAACGAGUGAAACUAUGUUUUUAAAAAGCUAUGAAAACAUGUAUAUAAUAGCCUUUAUAGAGUGCACUGUAUGUGCUGUAUAUACUGGCCAAAUGUGUUUAUGCGUAAACAAUUCAUAACUAUUUCUCUAUAGCUAAUUCUUCACUGUUGCAGGUUAACAUCUAUGAGACAAAUGAAUAACAGUAUCCAGUAUGUAGAGGUGAAUAAUUGAAGCAAAUAUGCGUGAAACACGGGUUUCCAGGGUUUGGUAGCAUCCUGAAACACCACCAAAAGAUUUUUACUAUACACUCCAAGAAAUGUUUAAGAAAUGUUUUCUGAAAAGUCAUUAAAGCUCUCUGCAGUAGAAUGCAAUAUAGCCAACAUGCAGUGUUCAAACCGUCUGUGGUCACAUGUUCUCAAUAAUGGACUCUGCUGUCUUGAGUAAGCUCAUACAUUUGAAGUAUUGCCAGUAACCCUUCAACCCUUCUCAUGCAGGAAUAAUUGAUAGUGCGGAUUAUAAGGAUUAUAAGGAUUAUUCAUCAAAUUAAAGGGAACAAAGGUCUCUCUUUAAGAAGGGAUAGUUUUAUCAGUGUCGAUUAUUUUGCUGUAAAUACAGAUGCAUGUUCUAUCCUCAGCCACCCCUGAGCUCAUGUGCACACGCUGAAGUGUACUUGAUGUAUAUCUCAAAUGAAGCUGGUGCCCAAAUAAUUCAUACCAACCUCUCAUUUUUUUCCAAUCGUUAAUUAGGAAACACACUACUGACCUCCUAUGAGUUGAACUGGGCUUUUUAUUUUGAUUUUUAAUUUGCAUUUAAGUUCAUAUUACUGUACUUGCUUGCUGCGCUGAGUUCUCUUGUCUGUAAAUGUGAGCUUUCAGAGCGCUGUGACAAAGUUCUAUGACUUCAAUAAAACAGAAUGUGUUUUUAUCAGA
Molecule: messenger RNA, 10602 nt
Organism: Ictalurus punctatus (channel catfish)
Lineage: Eukaryota; Metazoa; Chordata; Actinopteri; Siluriformes; Ictaluridae
Gene: tanc2b
Product: tetratricopeptide repeat, ankyrin repeat and coiled-coil containing 2b
Exons: 31
Coding region: 1744-8208 (2154 amino acids)
Biological process (GO): regulation of dendritic spine morphogenesis
Cellular component (GO): dendritic spine
Molecular function (GO): protein binding
Source: RefSeq, a predicted model, not a curated record